Messenger RNA from Paramecium sonneborni, 1535 nucleotides. The record is from the annotation of a GenBank genome assembly. NCBI's taxonomy places the organism in Eukaryota, Ciliophora, Oligohymenophorea, Peniculida, Parameciidae.
AUGCUUUAUAAUAGUUUUUUUAAGACAAAGAAUUAGAGUCCAUAUUCUGGAAAACCAAAGCAACAAUUACGUUAGAGUUCUUUUGAGAAACCUAAAAAAGAAAGAUUACGAUUACAGUUAUCUAGCAAAAUAGAUAAAUUUGAAAAAGAAGCAAUUUUAAGUGUUGUUAAUUCCAAAAAGAAAUCAAUAAGCAAACGAUUUGUAAUACUUUUGAUUAAAUUAGAAAACAGAAUAAGGAAUUGAGAUAGUUGAUGAUUCCUUAAAUUUAGAUUCAUGCAUUCCAAAUUCACAAUCUAAAUCACGAUCCUUUAGCAAUGCAUUUCCUUCGAAUAAGCAUGCUGAUAAAAAAAACAACAUUUUGAAUAGUACUAGUAAAAGGCAAAAAAGUAUAAAUUAAAAGCAGACCCUUGAAGAUGAUGAAAAUCCAGAUAAUUUUCCAUAAUAAUUUCAAAAGAUUAAGCUUCUUGGAAAGGGUGGGUUUUCUUUGGUUUGGUUAGCUGAACAUAAAACAACAAAAGUGAGAGUUGCAAUAAAAUAAAUAAAAUAGUCUAACUCUAAUCAAGCCUAUUUACGUGAAAUUUGGUUUGGAUCUCAUUUUUUUGACAACGGAAAUCCUAAACCUUAAUUCAAAUCAUUUUAAGGAAUAAAAAGUUUAUUACAAUAUUUGGGAUAUGAAAUUGGAUGUAAAGAUACAUGGAUUUUCACAGAAGUAUGUGGAGAAAGUUUAAAAAAUACUCUUUAUGAUCUAAAAGGAUAAUCUAUAAAGAAUGAAAUUGUAUUUAAAGUAAUUAAUAAUGUCAAUAUUCAAGAUGAUCUAAAAACCAUUAUAUUUAAAUUUAAAAUCGGAUCUUAGAAUUCUAAAAAAGAUUAUUAAAGAUAUAGCUUAUGCCUUAAUUUUAUUGAGUGAAUAGCGUAUUGUUCAUUGUGAUCUUAAAACUGAAAAUAUACUCAUUAAAAAAUCUAAAUGUCUAAAUGGAUCUUAUAUAAUUACUGAAACUAAGUUAAUUGAUUAUGGAAGUAGUUUUCUAUUUGAUGAUCUCACAUAAUUUUCUAUGGCAACUCCUGAAUAUAUGUGUCCUGAAAUUUUAAAUUAUAUUCAAUAUGAAAAUGGAAAGAACUAUGAUUCUAAAUUAUUUAAAGUCUUAUCAAAUUACUAUAAACCAUGGGUUAUAGAUAUUUGGUCAUUGGGAUGUGUAAUUUUAGAAAUUAUUUAUGGAAUCCCUCUUUGGUUGAACAAUAAAAUUAUUGUGAAAUAUCAUGACAAGGAAGUAAUUGAGCAAGGUUUAUUUGCUGUUAAAAAUAGAGCAUUUGAACAAAUUAUAUAAAAGCAAGCUCAUGUUGUGAAGAAUUUAGAUUAUUAUUUAGAUAACAACUAUUCUGGUAUUUUUAAGAUUACAAUUUUAGGAAUUAAAGUUGAUUUAGAAAUUAGACUUUUGCUAAGAGAAAUGCUUACCAUUGAUCCAGAUAAAAGGAUAGCUCCUCAUACCAUUAUUGAAUUUCUUUAACCUACUAAAGAAAGAAUGAAAACUGAAUGA